This is a messenger RNA of Aspergillus japonicus CBS 114.51, 427 nucleotides long. RefSeq lists its product as uncharacterized. The record is from RefSeq and is a predicted model, not a curated record. Bases 134 to 355 code for a protein of 73 amino acids. Lineage: Eukaryota; Fungi; Ascomycota; Eurotiomycetes; Eurotiales; Aspergillaceae. The transcript has a single exon.
AGAAAGGAUCAUGCCUGGAGAGCCUUGAUUGAGGCUUCUCGAGAAGGCCAUAUUGAAGUGGUACGCGUACUGCUUAAUGAGAAUCCUUUUGGUGGGAUGGAAGGGAAUGACAUGAGCAUGGAUUCGCUAUUCUAUGCCGAGAGCGAGGAACAUGAAGAAAUCAUCUAUCGCUUGCAGCCUUACUCUGAGAAUCAUACGCCCGUCGUCGGAUCGACUGAUUAAACACAAGUCGCUUUGUGCAUGGUUAUACUUGUGUAGAAUAAUUAUGGAUAUACGACAGACCUUUCUGCUUGUACUUGUAACCAUGCAAAGCGUCUCUGCAUCAGCUAGUUCUGUCAUGAUACAACGAAAAUAGUGUGGUAUCGGAAGGUGUAGUGUAAAAUGUCACUUCGUAGACAAGAGAUGAGGAAAACCUUUAAGAAGUAGA